This is a messenger RNA of Caenorhabditis angaria, 473 nucleotides long. The record is from the annotation of a GenBank genome assembly. NCBI's taxonomy places the organism in Eukaryota, Metazoa, Nematoda, Chromadorea, Rhabditida, Rhabditidae.
AUGUUUGUCUUUUUAUUACUAAUUUUUUGUUUUUCCGAUGUUUCCGCGCAGCAACAAAGAUUUUUGAAUAUUUCGAGUAGAUAUCCGUAUAUUUGUGGAAGUGAUCCUUAUCGAUUUUAUUCAGAGUUUCGUGAGUGAAAGUUUUGAAAUUCACUGAACAAUUUUUUAAUUGAAGCCUGCUACUUGUAUCCGAUAUGCAUCAAUGGUGGAUUUCAAUUAAAUGUUGGAUGUUCUCAAGAUUAUCAAUGUACUCCAUACAGCGUUGAUGCUGUAUGUGUCAGUAAGUCACCGGAUUCUAUGUAGAUUUGAAGCCCAUAAUUUUCCUUCUCUCAGAUCAAUGUUGCUGCACAGUUCCGAAAUUCGUCGGAAGUGUUCAAACCACAACAACUCGCCGAUUUUUUGACAAUCUAUCAGCACAAUCAAAUUCCCUUAUGAUUAUCUUUCUAGCAAUAAUUUUCAAUCGAGUUCAGUGA